AUGGUUCUGGCUCACACUAUUCUCCUCAAGAUCAAGCCCUCGUUGAGCGAAGACCAGGCACACGACAUCCUCAAGGCCGUUGCCGCCCUGAAAGAUCAGCUCCCAGGAGUGGUUGAAUCUGUGCAUCUUGGUGCCAACUUUUCUGCUCGUUCCAAGGGUUAUACCCAUGCCUUCACAAUGAUCUUCAAGGAUAGAGCUGCACUCGAGACCUAUGAGAAAGCGCCUGAACACGUCAAGGUCGUUCAGGAAAUCAUUCGUCCCAACAUUGAUGAUCUCUUGUGUGUAGAUUACGACAUUAUUGAUUACUCUAAUCCUCGCAUGUAA
This is a messenger RNA of Lobosporangium transversale, 324 nucleotides long. RefSeq names its product stress responsive A/B barrel domain-domain-containing protein. Bases 1 to 324 code for a protein of 107 amino acids. The record is from RefSeq and is a predicted model, not a curated record. Lineage: Eukaryota; Fungi; Mortierellomycota; Mortierellomycetes; Mortierellales; Mortierellaceae. The transcript has a single exon.